AUGCGCGGAGUCAGGGUGCUUACUUCUUGGGCUCCAGGGGUAGCUUCAAGGCCAUUCGUCCAACCGAGGACCUGUGUCUUGAACGAUCUCUACCCUGGAGCCAACGCCUCGGCGCCUGCGUUUGGUGCUCGUGGUCUCAAUCGCUCGUUCUCCAGCUUCUCCACCCCGUUUCGCAAGGGUAAUACCAACGGCAUCCGUCAGCCUGCUGGUCUUUCGAACUUCCUCUACGCCAAUUUCAGGCUUCAGUCGCGGUUCCUGCAGAAUUCACGAUUCCUUUCCUCCACCUCACGCUCCCUAGAAAACAAGACGACCGCGCAAACGACGGACACCCCGCAAGCAAACCAGAAAACCAACAAAGACAAAGAAGACGAGGAAGCCGAGCAAGGGUUUGAACUAUCGGAAAGGGCAGCGCAAGCGGCUCAGGUCAACCUUCGGGCAAAACUCGCCAAAGAUGGAGCUUCUGGAAAGAAGUCUGGUUUCUCCGAGAUCUGGAGACUGCUGUCUAUUGCGCGACCCGAGGCUAGGAAGCUAGGAUUGGCGUUUCUAUUCCUGCUGGUGUCUUCGUCCAUCACGAUGUCGAUCCCGUUUUCCAUCGGAAAGAUCAUGGAUGCGGCAACGAAGUCCUCCGAAGGCGGCGCUACCGAGCUUUUUGGACUGAGCGUUCCGAUGUUUUACGGCGCUCUGGCCGGUAUUCUUACACUGGGCGCUGCCGCGAACUAUGGACGAAUUAUCAUUCUGCGCAUUGUUGGUGAACGCAUCGUUGCCAGACUUCGCUCGAAACUCUUCCGGCAGACGUUCAUCCAGGACGCCGAGUUCUUUGACGCCAACCGAGUCGGUGACCUGAUCUCUCGCCUGAGCUCCGAUACCAUCAUCGUGGGUAAGAGUAUCACGCAAAACCUGUCGGACGGUCUGCGGGCAGGUGUCAGUGGUGCGGCAGGAUUUGGCUUGAUGGCAUAUGUCAGUCUCAAACUGUCCAGCAUCUUAGCUAUACUGCUCCCUCCGAUUGGUCUUGGUGCUUUCUUUUACGGAAGAGCGAUCCGGAACCUGAGUCGCCAGAUUCAGAGAAACCUGGGAAAUCUGACCAAGAUCGCCGAGGAACGCUUGGGCAAUGUGAAGACGAGUCAGUCUUUCGCCGGAGAAGUUCUUGAGGUUAAUCGUUACAACACUCAAGUGCGCAAGAUCUUCGACCUCGGUAAGAAGGAAUCAGUGAUCAGCGCUACUUUCUUCAGUUCUACCGGAUUCAUGGGCAACAUGACAAUACUCGCGCUUCUCUACGUCGGAGGCGGAAUGGUUGGAAGCGGCGCUAUCAGCAUUGGAGAGUUGACAUCAUUCUUGAUGUACACUGCCUACGCCGGCUCAAGCAUGUUUGGCCUGUCCAGCUUCUACUCCGAAUUAAUGAAAGGAGUCGGUGCCGCCAGUCGACUGUUCGAGCUGCAGGACCGUGAACCUACUAUUUCCCCCACCAAGGGCAUCAAGGUCGAGUCGGCCCGUGGCCCUAUUCGCUUCGAGAAUGUUUCCUUCAGCUACCCGACCCGACCGGCCGUGCCUAUCUUCAGGGACCUGGAUUUCGUGAUCCCUCAGGGCACCAACGUUGCCAUUGUUGGUCCUUCGGGAGGUGGCAAAUCGACCAUCGCUUCCAUUCUACUCCGGUUCUACAACCCUACCGAGGGUAAGGUUUUCAUCGAUGGAAAGGACAUCGGUCAGAUGAACGCCAAGUCUCUUAGACGAAAGAUUGGUGUCGUCUCACAAGAGCCUGUUCUUUUCUCCGGGUCGAUUGCCGACAAUAUUUCCUACGGCAGCCCCAGAGCAACCAAGUCGGAGAUCAUUGCAGCUGCCCGGAAGGCCAACUGUCAGUUCAUCAGUGAUUUCCCGGAUGGACUUGACACUCAAGUGGGUGCUCGAGGAGCCCAACUUUCUGGCGGCCAGAAGCAACGAAUUGCGAUUGCCCGUGCCCUGAUUAAGGAUCCGGAUAUCUUGAUUCUCGACGAAGCCACGUCCGCGCUUGACGCCGAGUCCGAGACUCUCGUCAACAGCGCCCUUGCUGCUCUCCUGCGCGGCAACAACACCACAAUCAGCAUUGCUCACCGACUUUCUACGAUCAAACGAUCCGACACCAUCAUCGUCCUCAGUCCGGACGGACGUGUGGCGGAGCAUGGCACGUAUGAAGAAUUGAGCUCCCGCCCCGACGGUGCCUUCACCAAAUUAAUGGAAUGGCAAAUGAGCGGCGGGGAUGCGACACAUCCGCCCCAGAAUGCUCCCGUCAGUCCGGAAACCGAGGAGAAACUGUGGAAUCUGGAGAAGGAAGAGGACGAGGAUGCAGAUGAAGCGGUUACCAAGCAAUCGAAGAACGAGUAA
Molecule: messenger RNA, 2355 nt
Organism: Aspergillus affinis
Lineage: Eukaryota; Fungi; Ascomycota; Eurotiomycetes; Eurotiales; Aspergillaceae
Gene: mdr2
Product: ATP-binding cassette permease mdr2
Exons: 3
Coding region: 1-2355 (784 amino acids)
Biological process (GO): transmembrane transport
Cellular component (GO): membrane
Molecular function (GO): ATP hydrolysis activity; ATP binding; ABC-type oligopeptide transporter activity
Source: RefSeq, a predicted model, not a curated record